This is a messenger RNA of Dalotia coriaria, 1124 nucleotides long. Its product is annotated as dolichol-phosphate mannosyltransferase subunit 1-like. Gene Ontology annotation, biological process: dolichol-linked oligosaccharide biosynthetic process; GPI anchor biosynthetic process; protein O-linked glycosylation via mannose. The record is from RefSeq and is a predicted model, not a curated record. Gene Ontology annotation, molecular function: dolichyl-phosphate beta-D-mannosyltransferase activity. The transcript has 3 exons. NCBI's taxonomy places the organism in Eukaryota, Metazoa, Arthropoda, Insecta, Coleoptera, Staphylinidae. Gene Ontology annotation, cellular component: endoplasmic reticulum membrane. The coding region runs from base 314 to 1030 and encodes 238 amino acids.
UAUGAUCUUCCACCCUACUACUUCUUUACUAAACUGUGAAUUGUAAACAGUGCAAUUCUUGUCUAAAAUAGAAUGUUUCAAAUUUAGACAUAAGUAUGGUAUUGAUGUAGUGAUGUUGCGCUGAUAAUUUAAAUCAUGUUUAUUUACUUCGCAAGUAUACAAGCAGAAUACUUAGAUAGUGCAUAAUAAUUUGUGUCUGGUUGGCACUUGAAAGUGAGGUUAAAGGAAACUGUGAAUUAAUGUGCUUUAAGUGAGUUGACUAAGUUCGCCGACUGAGUUAUCGUUAUUAUUGCCAUUAUUGCUGACUAAAAAGAUGCAUAACAAAUAUUCCAUUCUGUUGCCAACGUACAAUGAAGUACAAAAUCUACCAAUAAUAAUAUGGUUGAUAAUAAAAUACAUGGAUGAAAGUGGUUUUGAUUAUGAAAUUAUUGUCAUUGAUGAUGGAUCACCAGAUGGAACCCAAGAUGCAGCUCUGGCACUACAGAAGAUUUAUGGUGAAUCUAAGAUUAUACUUCGCCCCAGAGAAAAGAAACUUGGUUUGGGUACAGCAUACAUUCAUGGGAUAAAACAUGCAACUGGUAAUUUCAUUGUUAUCAUGGAUGCUGAUUUAAGUCAUCAUCCCAAAGCUAUUCCACAAUUUAUUGAAUUACAACAAAAAAACAACUAUGAUCUUGUUUCUGGAACAAGAUAUGUGGGAGACGGUGGUGUUUAUGGUUGGGACUUUAAGAGGAAGUUAGUAUCCAGAGGUGCUAACUUCCUCACUCAAUUAUUAUUGAGACCAGGUGCCAGUGACCUGACAGGUUCAUUUCGUUUGUACAAAAAAGAUGUUCUUCAAAAGUUGAUUGAUAAUUGUGUAUCCAAGGGGUAUGUUUUUCAAAUGGAGAUGAUUAUUCGCGCCAGACAGCUUAAUUAUACUAUUGGGGAAGUCCCAAUCACAUUUGUUGAUAGAGUUUAUGGUGAAUCAAAAUUGGGUGGGUCUGAGAUAUUUCAGUUUGCAAAGGCACUUUUAUAUUUGUUUGCUACUACUUAGGAAUAAUAUUAAUUGUGCAUUCCAAUAUUAUAUUUGUAAAGUACACUUAUCACUAUAGGCUGAAAUAAAAUAAUUUUGCUUAUACAAAACAGAA